ACGAAUGAUCUCCACUGGGCUAUCAACGACCUUCGUUCCAGAUAUAUGGAUUAUUUAAAUAUGUAGGUGUAAAUGGGUAUAUUUCAAUAUUUUAGGAUUAAUAAAUUCGCAUUAUUUUUCUUUUUAGUUCCACAUCGAACGAAAUUGGCACCACUAUUAUACGCAGCUGGUAUCUAACAAUUAUAACAAUAAUAAUAAUGCCUAUUGCGUAUUCUAAAUGUUGCCAAAAUUUUGAGUGAAAGGUGUACGUAACAAGAUUCCAUAUGGGCAAUGGCAUAGGAGCACAUAUCAAUUCCAUGAUUCUGUUUAUUUAUUAGAUAUUUAAAUGCGUUAUGCUCAAAUAGUAGUUGGUCCUGCCGGCAGCGGUAAAACGACGUAUUGUAAAGCGUUGCAGGAAUACUUGUCGGCCUGCCGUCGCCGUUGUCAUAUCAUUAACCUAGAUCCGGCUACUGAAGAGGAUGUGCACUUUGAGGAUGCUGAAGGCACGCAGAAGGUUGGUUCCUCUAAGGAAGAAUACAGUACAUUCGACACAGACAUCCGUGACUUUGUAGACAUUGGUACCGUUAUAGAGGAAGAUGAGCUGGGUCCCAAUGCAGCGCUCGUUAAGAGUGCUGAGAUGCUCACUGAUAAUAUAGAAUGGCUUGCUGAACAGAUCGAGGAGACGUAUAGUGACGAGUCAUACUUGCUAUUCGAUACUCCUGGGCAAGUAGAAUUAUUUGUCCACCUUUCUUAUGUGAAGAGUAUAUCGCAACUAUUAUAUAGGCUCAACAUAAAUGCUGUUGCUGUGUUUCUAUUAGACGUCAGCUUCAUGGCUGACCCAACUAAAUUGAUAGCUGGGUCCAUGGCUGGUCUUGCCGCUAUGGCGAAUCUGCAGCUUCCACAUAUCAAUGUGCUCACUAAGUGUGACCUGUUGUAUGAUGCGGUUUCUGACGGUCAAUUCAAGUUGAGGCCUUUCCUUGACAUCACGAGUAGCACCUUUGGUCUGUCUGCCAGUGACCUUGCUUUCCAGAGAGACUUGUUCAAGAAUCCUUCCAAGUCCAAUGCAUCUGAUGACGAGGGUGGCUAUUCUUCUUACGAUUCUGAUCCUGGGUUUGACGACGAGCCGACAGUAGACUAUGAUACUCUCUGUGGUUUUAUUAACCGCGGCCCUGAUGAUCUUCUGAACUCGUUGGACAGCCACUUGCCACCGAAGUACAAGCGUCUUAACUCGGCGUUCGCAUCACUUCUGGAAGAUUAUAAUUUGAUUAGCUUCGUACCUCUAAACAUCAAUGACGAGGGAUCUCUAGAGCAGCUGGUUGUGGCAACGGAUAUUUGCUUGCAAUACGGCGAGGACGCCGAACCCAGGGCUAACUUUGAUAUGAAUGCUGAAUAGUGCAUUAUAUAA
Molecule: messenger RNA, 1384 nt
Organism: Babesia bovis T2Bo
Lineage: Eukaryota; Apicomplexa; Aconoidasida; Piroplasmida; Babesiidae
Product: ATP binding protein family protein
Exons: 2
Coding region: 326-1372 (348 amino acids)
Molecular function (GO): GTPase activity
Source: RefSeq, a predicted model, not a curated record